Tarenaya hassleriana is the source of this 5495-nucleotide messenger RNA. RefSeq names its product histone-lysine N-methyltransferase ASHH2-like. NCBI's taxonomy places the organism in Eukaryota, Viridiplantae, Streptophyta, Magnoliopsida, Brassicales, Cleomaceae. The coding region runs from base 440 to 5242 and encodes 1600 amino acids. Gene Ontology annotation, molecular function: histone H3K36 methyltransferase activity; protein binding; zinc ion binding. Gene Ontology annotation, biological process: regulation of DNA-templated transcription. The record is from RefSeq and is a predicted model, not a curated record. Gene Ontology annotation, cellular component: nucleus; chromatin. The transcript has 18 exons.
CCCGCACGACGAAUCAAACCAAACAACGGUUUCCAAGCGAUUGUUCCGUCGAAGCCGGGGAAUCGGCGACUUGCCUACGACUUAUCAACAGGCUGUGGAGGCUUCGGAAUGGUAUGAUCAUUCGCAUUCUAGUUUUGUUUCCGUUUGAAGCCAUGGGGAAUAGUUUUUCGCUCGUUGGAAAGUUUGUUGCGUGGAGAUUCGUUGCUUUUUCUGUGGGAGAAGAGAGGUAUUGCUGAAGGGAAUGUAGGGUUUUUUGGGUGAUGAGAUAGGUUCUGCAUUGUGUUGUUUUGGCUCGGUGAGUGAUUUUUUGCAUGCUUCUGAUGACGAUCCUUCUGCGUUUAGUGGUUAUGGGUGUUGGAUGUUGAGAAUUCUGCAUGUGAAGGCUUGUUUGGGAAAUUAAGCUUGUUCCAGUAAAAGUUGCAGGAUCAUUGUGAUUACCAUGAUUGAUUUGAAUUCAUCGCCUGAGGUUGAACAGAAUUACUUUACUGCGAUGCUUCCAUGCUCAGGUCAUGGACAUGAUCUGGUUGAUUCUGCUGUGAACUCAAAUCGGUGGUUGGGUUCUGAUUGUUUGAACCCUGACAAUGUCAUGGAGAUGCUCAAGGAUGGUAGAAAAGAGGCCAAAACUGAACUACGGAGAGGUUUUCGUUCAGGCUUGAAGAAUUACCUCAAAUCAUCUGUGGUUAAUGCUCCUGAAGUACACCGAGAUAGAUCAUCGGUAGAUAAGGAAACGUUGAUCACAUCUUCACAGGAUUCUGAGUUGGCGCCAGGUUUGAGAAGAGAGCAGAGAGAUACAAAUAGUAUUGAUGGUCUUCUUAUGGAUAGAGAAAGGGACUUUUUGCAUGGGUCAGAAGAUGGUCACUGCAGUUGGAUGGAAGAAGAUGCUUGUAGGAUUGAAGCUCUUGACUUUGCCAAUCAGUGUCUUGUGCAGUCAGAUUUUCCAGAAAUUCUGGGGAAGGGCGCCAAUGCGGUCUUAUUGUCUGAUGACAGAGUUAGUUGUGCUGAACCAAUCGAUGAUGAAGAUAACCAAUGUGACGAAGCUGCUUGCUUCUCUGGACAAGAAGCUGAUUUGUCGGGUACUUGGACAAGAAGCCGAAUGAGUGAAUUGAGCGGUAAGAGCCGGAUGAAAAAGGUCUGUGACCAUUGGGGAAAAAAUCUCAAGGCCCAGCAAUCACAAGAAUCUCCAGAUUCGAUAUCCAGAGCUGCUAAGAGGAAGAGGAGCCAUUCAUCUAAAUUGGCCCGCUCCUCACAAUGGGGGCUAUCUAGAUAUAUGUCACAAUUUUACUGCAGGACCCAGGAACAUGUGUCAGACAAAGAUCCAAAUCAAUGCUCUCAGAGAUAUUCUGGUGCUCAGGUUGAUCGACGUAGUUGUAGCCAUCCAAAUGGGGAAGAUGCACCAUUUUCAAGUGAACAGAAUCAGGCUUCUAAAGCCUGCAUUCGGUUAAAGGUAAAAUUUAGUAAAUCUGGUCUUGAAAAUAAACUAAUCGUAAAACAUCGGGACAUCAAUGGUGACUCUCUGGAUGUCGUAAAACAUGAUAGCAAGGACUUGAAGUGUCACAAGUUUUCUCAACAAUCAGCUAGAGAUGCUGCUGAUAUGGAUAUAUCACCUCCCUCCAAUGUGGCCAGUUCUUCACCAGGUUCUGAAGUCAUCAAUUCAUUACCUUUUGUUGAUGUUGGGGCUAAAGAUCAAGAUGACCUGUGCAGUACUGUAUUGAUUGUUUCUGAGGCAGAACUUGAGAAUUGGAGUAGAGGAAGGGAAAGGAGAAUGAAGGUAGAUAGCCACAAAUGUACAGAAAUGAGUAUUGCAGAAAUUGUAAAAAAGGAGAGCCGUUGUUCUAGCCCAAGUUUAGAAGCUUCAAGCAACCUUUCCACUGAGGAGGAUCAGUCUUGUGAACUGUUCCCUUUGCUUGAAGAGACUCGAUGUGAAGUCUCCAUGGGAACUCAGAAAAUUCCAGACCUUGAUCCACAGUUUCCUGGGCCACAGAGUUCAAGGAAAGUUCUUUCUUCCUGUGAAUCCGAGGGGCAACAUAGUUCUAAAAGUGUAAAAUCCGAAGAAGGAAGCAAUGGAAGGAGAGAAUGUUUGGAUUAUUGGAAGGGAAGAAAGAAAAUGAAAUCUGGAUACAUAAAAAACCAACAGAAGCUAGUUAAACACAGUAAAGACGAGAAGGAUGCUUGUGAUCCCUGUCUGGAGAAAGUAAAGCUUCAGCACAGAGAAGUAGGCUGCCACAGAGCAUCUUCUGUUUCAAGAGCAGAUACCAAAGACUAUGUUGCAUCACUCAAUGUGACCACUAUUGGCGUGACGCCAAAUGGUGUAGUUGAGAAACUUACCCCUUCAGAUAUUGCAUGGGUUCAGUGCGAUGAAUGUUUCAAAUGGCGUCGUGUCACCAGAGACAGAGAUUACUCUACUUCUCUGAUUUGCACCGAUAAUUCAGAUGAAGCUUUUGCUGAUUGCUCUGUGCCCCAAGAGUUAUCAGAUGAAGGAAUCAGUGCAGAGCUAGUUGCAUAUGAGGGUGAUUCUAAACUAAGUAAAGUUGCCAAGGUGUCAGAAUCCAGAAAGAAACCAGCUCCCAAGACUCCAUUUUUUAGGGGGAUCAAAUGCAACCAGUUUCUGCACCGAUCCCGUAAAGCACAAACAAUUGAUGAGGUUCUAGUCUGUCAGUGCAAGGCCCCACCAUGUGGUCGAUUGGGCUGUGGAGAUGAUUGUCUCAAUAGGAUGCUCAAGAUUGAGUGCGUCCAAAGCACUUGUCCUUGUGGAGAUAAUUGCUCCAACCAACAGUUUCAGCAGCGUAAAUAUGCCAAGGUGGAGUUGUUCAAUGCUGGUAAGAAAGGUCACGGUUUGAGAGUUCUUGAAGAUGUAUGCGAGGGGCAUUUUAUUAUCGAAUAUGUUGGAGAGGUGCUUGAUGGGCAAGCUUAUGAAUCUCGACUGAAUGAUUAUGCUGCUCAGGGUCAGAGGCAUUUUUACUUUAUGACAUUGAAUGCAAAUGAGGUGAUCGAUGCAGGUGCAAAAGGAAAUUUGGGCCGCUUCAUCAAUCAUAGCUGUUAUCCGAAUUGCCGCACUGAGAAGUGGAUGGUGAAUGGAGAGAUUUGUAUCGGAAUAUUUGCAUUGAGAGACAUUAAGAAGGAAGAGGAGUUGACAUUCGACUAUAACUAUGUAAGGGUAUUUGGAGCAGCUGGCCCAAAGUGCUACUGUGGCUCGUCCAGAUGUCGGGGUUAUAUAGGCGGUGAUCUUCUUGAUAGGGAUGUAAUUGUGAAAAGUGAUUCAGAUGAAGUCCAUAUUCUGGAAGAUGAUAUUUCAAACCCUGUUACUAGAAAUAGCCCAUUUAAUUAUGCAGAAGUAAAACUAGCUGAUGAACUUCGAAGGGAGACAGAGGAAAUGAUCGAUCACGAACUUGAAGUUUAUGAAGUGGUUGCUCAUCCAGAACCUGAUGAUUCCAUGGAUCACUUUGCUCCAUCCAGUUCCCAAGUGGAAUAUUUGGAGGAUAGUUCUUUAUCGCCAGUCCAGCCUCAGGUGGGCUCCCUUCCACUGGAAGUUGUCACAAAAAAGGAAAUCAUUGCUCUCCAAUCAGAUACUUACUCAGAAAGGGAGACAAUAUGUCCUACUCUGUCACAAGAAGUAGCUUCUCCUGCUUUAGAGAGCAAAUUAUUCUGUGACGUUGAUCCUGGCUGCUCCAAGUCUUUCUCUGUUGAAGAUGGGAAAUAUUUGCAGAAGUCAUCUCGACAUAUGGAGACGAUUCCUUGUUUCUCCCUUUCUCGAGAGGAAAGAAAAGGCAAAAACAGUUCUCCUGAUGGCAGGAAAUUUCAAACCAGUGGGUCUGAUAACUCGCCGACCAAUUUUGUGAAACACAAAACAUUGUGUCGAGGUUGCUCUAAUAGACGUAUAGAAACUGCUUUUGCAGUUGAAAGCAAACUUACCGAGUUGCUGGAUUCUGAUGGGGGAAUAAGCAAACGAAAAGAUGCAACCAAAGGCUACUUGCAGCUUUUGCUUCUCACUGCAGGUUUGCCUGGAGUUGCAAGCAAAGAAGGAAUACAGAGCAAUCGAGAUAUUUCUAUGGUCCUAGAUGCGCUUCUGAAGACGAGGUCACGAGCUGUACUGAUGGAUAUUGUAAACAGAAAUGGUCUGCAGAUGCUACACAAUACAAUCAAACAGUACAAGAAUGAUUUUAAAAAGAUUCCAAUCCUCCGGAAAAUUCUGAAGGUUUUGGAGUACUUAACUGUGAGGGACAUUCUUACCCUGGAAGAUAUAAUCAGAGCUCCUCCUUGUCUGGGAAUGGAGAGCUUUCAAGAUUCCUUGUUGUCGUUGACAGAGCAUGACGAUAAACAGGUUCACCAAAUUGCUCGAAAUUUUCGUGAUAGAUGGAAUCAUCAGCGUUUCAGAGGACGUAUGCGCAUGAACAAGGUUGAGAGCAUGAAAGGAUCUUGCAGACAUCGGGAUUAUAGUAGAUUCCCAGCAUCACAUGGCCAAACACCUGACCCAGUCAGAUCAUCUGAAUCAAUAACCUCUGCUCCUCAACCAAAACCCGAAACCCCUUCAUCGGGUAACAAGGAUGCUUUAGAAACUGAACCUGGUAAUUGCCAAACAACCGUUACAGGAACACGUAAGCGUAAAACGAGAUGGGACCAGCCCACAUCAAAACAUGAUCUCCAUUCUUCUCCAAGCCGGGAAGUGGAGACCCGCCCAAAAUCUUCCACGCCUUCAUGUCUGAAACUGAAACAUGAAGCUGUGUCUUCCAAAUUCAGAAAUCAAAAUGUCAAAGAUGGUAGUCCACCAGGGUUUGAGUGCCCUUUAGACCGAGCAGACAUAGCUCUUGCACAUCCACAAGAGAAGUUUAUUUCUCCAUUGCCCGUCUCAUAUGGGAUUCCAUUGGCUAUUGUGCAGCGAUUUGCACAAGACAUUCCUGAAGAAACAUGCGAGAAACUAGCCAUAGCCCCUGGUAUGCCAUUUCAUCCCUUUCCACCAUUACCCUCGAUCCCUCGUGACAGAAAACACCUACAUGCCUCAUCUUCAUUGAACUCUACAAGAUCCAGCAACCAAUACAGACGCGAACCAGAGUACCCGGGUGAUCAUCAGAGGCCAAUCAGAAGCGAAGUGAACAGAGUUGCGGCUAUGGAUGCAUCAUCAGACUUAUUGAAACGAAGGAGAGGUUACUGGUUUGAUCAGGACGGGAAUCGUUUUCAGGCAGGAGAAUUGGAGCGGAACAGCUACAGCAUACGAGGAGCCUUGUCAAAUGAGGAUCGAACCUCUUGAAGGAACGGUAAAAAAAAACCGUCGAUUCAUGUCAAGAUCUUUGCAACUAACAACCUAUUUCUUUAGCCCAUAUGCCGAAAUUGUAAAAGCAGAUCAAUGUACCUAACGGAUAUUAGGUUUUGGAGCGGCAUCUUGUUCCUGGUCAGGAUAAUGCAUUGUUAGGGACAUUCAUACCUCUGAUACCAGAAUGGAUUUACUCUAUAGUUAGGUCUGGAAAUUCAUACGUAUAUAUGUAUGUGUUUUUGAAUCGAUA